Fulvia fulva is the source of this 1884-nucleotide messenger RNA. Its product is annotated as Aspercryptin biosynthesis cluster-specific transcription regulator. The transcript is spliced from 3 exons. The record is from RefSeq and is a predicted model, not a curated record. Lineage: Eukaryota; Fungi; Ascomycota; Dothideomycetes; Mycosphaerellales; Mycosphaerellaceae. Gene Ontology annotation, biological process: regulation of DNA-templated transcription. Bases 1 to 1884 code for a protein of 627 amino acids. Gene Ontology annotation, molecular function: DNA-binding transcription factor activity, RNA polymerase II-specific; zinc ion binding.
AUGGCGAACGGUGCACGGAAAAGAGUCGUAACCUCCAAGCCUUCCCGCAACGGCUGUCGCACAUGCAGGAUUCGCAGGGUCAAAUGCGACGAAGGUCGUCCAGUCUGCCACAAGUGCUCAUCCACCGGGCGGACCUGCGAUGGCUAUGAGGUCAGCUAUGCACCGAGAUGUGCACCACGGCGUGCAAUCCUGCCAGCAAGAUCAUCUUCAAGCUUGUCACCUAUCGGUGGGAGUCCAUCGAUGUGGAUCAACUUACCAUCUGAUCUGAGUGAUGUAGAACGCCAUGGGUAUCAGUUCUUCCUCAUCAACACUGCGCCGGUGAUGCAGCUAACCAUGCCGGUGCCGCAAUGGGUCUUGACUGUGAUACUUGCUUUGCAAGUUGGACCCGCCGAACCAGCAGUCUUUUACGCAAGUGCUGCUCUGGGCACUAUGCAGCGAGCCAUACCAGCUCUUAUGCAUACUUCAUUCCUUCGGCCUCUCGAUGCCGACCUACAUGAGCUUGCCACGAGGCAAUAUGUCAAGGCAAUGUCGUCACUCCGAACCUUGAUUCGAAACGCAGACACUGAUACUUCUGCCACACGGCUGGUGCUGAUAGUGUGCAUGCUUUGUACAAGCUUUGAGGUAUUUCGCAGCAGGCACUCGGCCGCUAUGGACCACACUCGCCGUGGGUGUAGGAUCGCCAUCGAGCAAGGUGAUGCUCUUGGCGCGCAGGGGGACAUUUGGCGCAUGGCAGCAGUCACCAACCUGCUCAAGGUCAGCGCGGUGGCAACGGCGACGGGAGCAAUGCCUGACGGACAGAAAGAAGACCACGACUCGCAGUGCUGCUCAGAGUACAGAGUAAUGCCGUCGACGAAUUUCGAGACAGUUGAUGAAGCUGCACGAUCUCUGCAUGCUCUAUCCCGAAUGAGCGAGCACCUGAGAUCGGAACUGCUUGAGCUAGCACGUUCUCGACUCAGGUCUGUUCCCAGUGUCUGCGGAUUGAGUCAAGGAGCACAAUACUGCUUGGCGACGUGCCUGAGUCGUACCAUCCCCAUCAGCAACAACCAGUCUCUGCGACUUACUCAACUCAACAAAGCGCACGCACGGUGGCUAUCAUCCUAUGAUGAGAUCACGGCGGAUGGCUUGGUCGAAGGCACAAGGCUCCAUCCGCUUUUGCCCAUCAAGCAUUUCUUCUCCAGUUUUACCCUCUCGCAGUGUCGCAACACCGUGGAAGAAUGCACCGACUUUGGCGACAUUCUCGACUUGAUUGAACAAUACACAGCCAUGACAAACGAGGAACCAACAGGAUUUCCCCCAGGCCCUACUAUGCCUUACGCCGAACGGAUCGACAGCUUCUCCAUGGGCGCGAACGUCUUGCCUGCGCUCGAUCUUAUAUGCUACAAGUGUCGAGAGCCCACCAUCAGACCCCGAGCCUUGACCCUCAUGUUCAACAUUCGCAGACGCGAAGGCCUCGACCACAGCGAGACACUCGGCAUCCACGCUCUGGUCACGGCUGAGAUCGAGAAAGAUCGAGCUCUUCGUCUAACAGGCUCUCACGCGGAUAUUUCGGCAGACGCACGAUUCUGCGAUGUCGUUCAUGCAGGCAGUGAGACGUUGGGCGUGUACCAUGUCUUUUGCGCGCGAUAUGUGGCUGAUGGAUCCGGGGAGAUUGAGGUCGAGGAGUAUGGGGCUGGGGCUGUUCCGCUGCGGUUGCUCGCAGUCUUGAACAUGGACAGAUCGCUUUGUGUCAGGAGCAAGCAGGUCUUACACGCGGAGCUACUCUGUGGUGGCAAAGGUGUGAUUGCGUACGUCAACGACACGUUCGGCGUACACCCUCACAACGAACAGAGGGCGAGGCUAGUGAGGGAUCGGCAUCAAGUGUGUCAGGUCGACUUCAAGACUUGA